UUCCGUCUCCCGGCCUAGCACGUUGCGUGUGUGUGUGUGUACAGACUAUAGAAUUGAGCGUUUGGGUUGCUGUUCUGGUGUUCGUGUUGGAUUUGAACACUGUACUAUCGCACCGGGGGUUUAUUUCUCGCUGUUCUUUAAAAGCAAGUGUCGAAGCCAUGGCGGCCGAGCCGGUAGCAGCGAUGUGCGAGCAGCUAAUUAAAGCGGUGAAUGUGAUGAUGGACGCGGACUCCAGCCAACGGUACCGCCUGGAGGCCCUGAAGUUUUGCGAAGAGUUCAAGGAGAAGUGCCCCUUCUGUGUGCCCUGCGGGCUGAAGCUGUCAGAGAAGUCCCAGCCUGCGCUGGUGAGGCACUUCGGCCUGCAGAUCCUGGAGCAUGUCAUCAAGUUUCGCUGGAACAGUAUGCAACAGCGAGAGAAGAUCUAUCUGAAAAACUGCACCAUGGGAUUGCUUUCCACUGGCACAUACCCCAUCUUGGAAGAGGAGAGCCACAUCAAGGACGCCCUGUCGCGUAUUGUGGUGGAAAUGAUCAAGAGAGAGUGGCCCCAGCAUUGGCCUGACAUGCUGAAGGAGCUGGAGGCGCUCACCAAGCAGGGGGAGGCCCAGACGGAGCUGGUGAUGCUGAUCCUGCUGCGGCUGGCGGAGGACGUGGUGACAUUCCAGACCCUGCCCACGCAGCGCCGCAGGGACAUCCAGCACACCCUGACCCAGAGCAUGGACAGCAUCUUCUCCUUCCUGCUCUCCAUCCUGCAGCUCAACGUCAACAAGUACCGCAAGCUGAAGCUGGAUCCCACCCAAGAGCUGAAGGCCAAGGCGCACUGCCGUGUGGGAGUGGCCACUCUGAACACCCUGGCGGGCUACAUCGACUGGGUGUCCCUCGUCCACAUCACCCACGACAACUGCCGGCUGCUGGAGAUGCUGUGCCUGCUGCUGUCCGAGCCGGAGCUGCAGGUGGAGGCCGCGGAGUGCCUGCUCAUCGCCGUCAGCCGGAAGGGGAAGCUGGAAGACAGGAAGCCCCUGAUGGUCCUCUUUGACGACGUGGCGAUACACUACUUCCUGUCUGCUGCACAGACCGCCGAUGGGGAGGGGCUGCUGGAGAGGCACUACGUCUUCCUGAAGAGGCUGUGCCAGGUGCUGUGUGCUCUGGGCAGCCAGCUGUGUUCCCUGGUGGGCUCUGAUGUCAAGGUGGAUGUCCCUGCCAAUUUGGGAAAGUACAUGGAAGCGUUCCUCGCCUUCACAACUCACCCCAGCCAGUUUUUAAGGUCUUCCACCCAGGUCACAUGGGGCUCCUUCUUCAGACACGAGGUCUUGUCGAAGGAACCUGUCAUCAUAGAAAUGACCAGCAAGUACAUGAGGGCCACCAUGACCAACUUUGUGAAGACUGGCUUCCCUUCAAAAAGUGACAGCCCGAGCUGCGAGUACUCCCGCAUGGACUUUGACAGCGACGAAGACUUCAAUUCCUUUUUUAACUCUUUCCGGGCUCAGCAAGGUGAGGUGGUGCGGAACGCCUGCAGGAUCAUCCCCCUGGAGGCCUUCCAGAUCGCUGGAGAGUGGCUCCAGUACCAGAUCAACACGCCCAUCGACAUCGGCACCACCAUGUCAAAGACGGGUGAGGGCUUGUGCUCCAUAUUCUCCCCCUCGGUGGUGCAGUGGGAUGCCAUGACCUUCUUCACGGAGAGCGUGGUGGGGCAGCUCUUCAAGAACGUGGAGGAGGAGAAACUCCCCAUUGAUCAGGGCAUCGAGCUGCUGCAGGCUGUGCUGAACUACGAGACCAGGGAUCCUCUCAUCCUCCAGCUGUUUGCGUCCAUUGUAUUUGAAGUGAUCGAGGAAAGCAAGGCACCCAGGACCCGGGCUGUGAAGAACGUGAGAAGGCAUGCCUGCUCCGCCAUCAUCAAGAUGUGCAGGGACUACCCAUAUUUCAUUCUGCCCUGUUUCGACAUGCUCUACACUCACGUCAAGAAGCUCUUCUCCAACGAGCUGCUGCUCACCCAGAUGGAGAAGUGCGCCCUGAUGGAGGCCCUCGUGCUCAUCAGCAACCAGUUCAAGGACUACGAGAAGCAGAAGGCCUUCCUGGAGGAGCUCAUGGCACCCGUGUCUGCACGCUGGCAGUCUGAGGAAAUGAGACGUGUGCUCUGUGAUCCGGGGUUCUUCCUGUCGUACGUCGGCGCCGACCAGAAGCUGAACGACCCCACCAUCGAUGAUCAGAGUGGCAUCAACAGGUCCAGGAUCAGCUUUUGUGUGUACACCAUUCUGGGCGUGGUCAAGCGGGCCCGCUGGCCUGCUGACCUGGAGGAGGCCAAGGCUGGAGGAUUUGUGGUCGGGUUCACCCCCAGCGGCAGUCCGGUCUACCGAAACCCCUGCACUGAGCAGGUCCGAGCCCUGCUGCCCAGCCUGCUCACGCUCAUCAGGAUCCAGAACGACCUCUUCCUGCCUGAAAACGUGGCCAGGCUGAGCGAGACCUUCACCCGGGCCUAUGACAUGAUGGACGUGGAGAAGAAUGUUGUUUUAGGACUGCCCCAGCCUGUGCUGGAGAUCUACGAUGCUCCUGUGUACAAGACCAUGCUAGAGCGCAUGCAGGGCUUCUUCUGCACACUCUACGACAACUGUUACCACAUCCUGGGCAACGCUGGCAACUCCCUGCAGCAGGACUUCUACGCCAUGGAGGGCCUGGCAGAGCAGAUCGUCAGCUCCGUCUUUGUCAACCUGGUGCACAUCCCCGACCACCGCCUGCGGCCCAUGCUUCGGGUCUUCAUGAAGCAGCUGGUGCUGUCCUGCCCGCCGGAGUACUACGACAGCUUGCUCUGCCCGCUGCUCGGGCCACUCUUCACCUACCUGUUGCAGAGGUUUCACCAAAGGUGGCAGAUUAUCGAUCAGAGGAGCAGUGCUUGUGGCGCUGAGGAAGAGGAGGUCUGCGAGGAGAAGCCGGUCACUCAGGAGAUGCUGGAGGAGCAGCUGGUGCGCCUGGUGAUUCGGGAGAUCCUGGAUCUGCUCACGGUCACCUGCAUAUUGAAGAAGGCACCUGAAUCUUCAGGAAAUAAAGAGGAAUUGGACGAGGAGGAGAUGAUGGCCACGGAUUCCUCUCAGCCCCCAGUCGCCCCGACAUACCCCAGUGACGAGCUGACGGAACUGGGGAAGUGUCUGCUGAAACACGAGGACAUAUACUCCACCCUCCUCACCAUUGCAUUCAGCUGCCUGUCCUGGAAGGACACCAGUAACUGCCAGAGGACAGCGUCCGUCGUCUGCUGGACUCUUCUCAGACAGGUGGUUGGCGGGACUCUGCUGCCUGACGCCGUCAGCUGGUUCUACAUGAGCGUGCUGAAGGGCCUGCAGGUGCACGGGCAGCAUGAGGGCUGCAAUGCUGCGCUCACCCAGCUGGCCUUCCAAAUCUACGACGCCCUGAGGCCGCGCUACCCAGAGCUGCGGGCCGUCAUGGUUCAGAUCCCGAAACUCCAGAUCGAAGCCCUCGACCUGUUCGAGCAGAAGGUCUUGAACCCCGUGCCUCAGAAGCAGGGGGACAAGAAAAGGAAGGAUCAGUUCAAAAAGCUCAUCACUGGCAUUGUUGGGAAACCAGUGGGACAGCAGUUCAAGAAGGAGGUUCACAUCCGCAACCUCCCUUCACUCUUCAAGAAGGUGAAGCCGGAGAGCGGUGUGGAAGUUGUGGACGGUGAGAAUUCGGAUCUCUCAUCUCUCUUCACACCCCAACCCGAAGACCUCUAGGAAGAGACCAACGCCUGCCAGGAUCCCAGCGGCCAUCAGCCUGCAUCCACUGGACUUUCCAAUCCCCAGCCCAACCCGAACGGCGCGUGACUUUUUUUAAAGAGUAAAUGUAGAAUACAUAUUUCAUUGUACGACAGCACCUGUAUUUUCACGGCG
Lepisosteus oculatus (spotted gar) is the source of this 3872-nucleotide messenger RNA. NCBI's taxonomy places the organism in Eukaryota, Metazoa, Chordata, Actinopteri, Semionotiformes, Lepisosteidae. The record is from RefSeq and is a predicted model, not a curated record.